CUUUGAAGUUUUUUAAGACUCGGCUUUAAAACGGAUUUUGUGAUCCUUUGUCGUCCUCUGUAGAAUAUUCCAGGAUGAGGAACUCCGGUGCCUUUGUACUGUUAUUUAUUUUAACCCUUGUACAUGGAACUUCUUCAUUUCUGUUCCAAAAGACAGCGGCAUGCCAGCCUGUAGGAAAACCAUUCUACUUUGGAACGACAAACAUUUGGUGCAUGUCCUUAUUUCCCAGGCGUGUGUCCCGAUCCCCAAGGCGUAACCCAUUUGGUAUUUCCCAUCGCUGGAUUUGGUACGAUGGUCAUUUUCUAGAAUUUGGAACCCGACCACAUUCUAGUGUAAAUAUCAGAACAACACACCCAAUGGUAGGAGAUUUCUGUCCAACAAAAAGGGAGAGAAAACCAGCUGGCUACAGUGUAUUACCGGUCGAAUGUAUAGUCGGAUGCGCACUCAACUAUGAGAGAAUGUACGGAAAAUUUAGCAAAACGAAGAACAAUUGUCAUAUGUUUACAAACAGAAUGGCUGAAAUUCUCUGUCACUACACGGUCUGUCCUCAUUGGUGUUUAGGAUAAAAUUGCUACUGAAUAAAAAGUUGAAUAAAACUGGAAACUGA
Saccostrea echinata is the source of this 607-nucleotide messenger RNA. RefSeq lists its product as uncharacterized. The record is from RefSeq and is a predicted model, not a curated record. The transcript has 3 exons. Lineage: Eukaryota; Metazoa; Mollusca; Bivalvia; Ostreida; Ostreidae. The coding region runs from base 75 to 566 and encodes 163 amino acids.